AUGCGUUUCUCUGCUGUUAUCCUCACCGCCGGCGCUAUGAGUGCUAUUUCUGGUGUAUCGGCUCAAUCCAGCAAUGGUGUUGGUGAGCUUCGAGCACGUUCCGCUAAGGAUCUCCUUCACCUUGCUAUCAGGAGUCUCGAUGAUGAGCAAGCCGAUGCUGUCUUUGCACGAUACCUUGAGCUCAACGAGCGUAAUGAAGAAUCUUCCUCUAUCUUCAAACGGGAUAUUAAAUGUCCUUACUGCUCGAUUAAGGUCCCUAAAGAGUACGCCCCAAUGUUGGCAGCCCAUAUAAAACAACAUACAAAAUAA
Clonostachys byssicola is the source of this 309-nucleotide messenger RNA. The record is from the annotation of a GenBank genome assembly. Lineage: Eukaryota; Fungi; Ascomycota; Sordariomycetes; Hypocreales; Bionectriaceae.